AUGAGCUUCGGUCAGGGUCGAAUAACUCGGCAUCUUGGACACUGGACCCCUCUGACUCGCCGCAUCACCACUUUGAGCACCCCCGGCAUGGCCUCAUCCGUUGUCGCGAGCUCAUCCAGCUCGAUCGCCUCGUCCUCCGCGAGCAAGAAGGAGCAACCACCGCGAGUCCGGCGCAUAGGACCGCAACUCCUGGCCGAUGAACUGGUCGCAGAAGAACUUAUCGCCGGAGCCCCGACCGUCAAAGGAGGCAGGGAACUCACAACCGACCGGUCAGCUACGAAUCAGCGACGUUCAGGAGUGAGACCGAGAUGCUGACCAAUGCUUUCACCUACUACAUCUUGUAGAGACCCCUGGACACACAAUGCUUGGUUCGUCCCGAAUCGAUCAAAUAUCCCUAACUGCUCGUCCCAGCUCAACCCAUUCCUUCUCCCCACUUCCCCUUCAUCAGGGACAAGAUCCCAUGGGACCGGGAACAGCAAGAACAGGCACAAGCAGCGAUAGAACGACAAAAACUCGAUGCCGUACCCGCUGAACUUCAGGAGCAGUACAAUGCCGACCCGGCGGCUUACUGGGACAGCUUUUACAAGAACGUCAAAGGUGGGGGGGGGGCUCCACGAGCAAUUCGGGACGAUCAAAGAACUGACUCUGAUCACUUUGCGGGCGCCUCGCAGACAACUUCUUCAGUGACCGUGCUUGGUUGAGAAAUGAGUUUCCCGAAUUGUCUGACGCCAUCAGAGCCGAUGUGAGCUUGACUCCUCUUGGGCUCAGUUCACGGCGACCGACGAACUGACGAUCCGAGGCAAUUCUCAGGCCGGACCUAAAACGAUCGUCGAGAUUGGGUGUGGACCCGGCAAUACCUUGUUCCCGCUUUACUCGUUCAACGAGAACCCGCAGCUGAGUCUACACGGCUACGACUUUUCCAAGCAAGCCGUCGAUCUGGUCCUGGUACGUUCAGUCGAUGCCCCUUCUCACUUUAUCUGCAGACCCCAUCCUAAUCUUCUUCCUCGAACUUCCCAGGCGAAUCCAUCCUUCAACCCUCAACACCUAACCUCGGCCGUAUGGGAUCUCGCAUCCCCCCUGGGUCUGCCCCCGACCCUAACCGCCGGAAGCGUCGACAUCGCGCUCCUGAUCUUCUGUUUCUCCGCUCUCCAACCCCUCGAAUGGGCCCAAGCGUUCUCGAACCUAUCCACGAUGCUCAAACCCGGUGGGUUGAUCUUGUUUCGCGAUUAUGGCAGGAAUGAUAUGGCGCAGUUGAGGUUCAAGAAGGGGAGAUUGAUGGAUGAUUUUGGAGGGUUGUAUGUCCGGGGUGAUGGGACUAGGGUUUAUUUCUUUGAGAGGGAUGAGUUGUUGGCUAUCUUUGGGGGGUUGAAGGGAGGGGAGAUGGCAUCGACGACGACUGAGGUGAAGGCGGCGGAGGAAGGAGAAGCGAAUGGAAGCGAGGCAAAGGAGGAGGAGCCAGAAUCAAAUGGAAGCGAGGCGAUGCCUUCGGAUGCAACGACCUCGAACCCGAAACCCAUCAUGGCACCUGAAGCGAUCGCGAUGCGCACCAUGGACAAGCGCUUCGAACUGUUGCAGUUGGGCGUCGAUCGAAGGCUGUUGUUGAACAGGAAGAAGAUGAUCAAGAUGUAUAGGGUCUGGCUACAAGGGAGGUGGAGGAAACCUUUGGAGAAUGAGGAAUGA
Molecule: messenger RNA, 1680 nt
Organism: Microbotryum saponariae
Lineage: Eukaryota; Fungi; Basidiomycota; Microbotryomycetes; Microbotryales; Microbotryaceae
Source: the annotation of a GenBank genome assembly